This is a messenger RNA of Aegilops tauschii subsp. strangulata, 882 nucleotides long. RefSeq names its product BTB/POZ and MATH domain-containing protein 2-like. The record is from RefSeq and is a predicted model, not a curated record. NCBI's taxonomy places the organism in Eukaryota, Viridiplantae, Streptophyta, Magnoliopsida, Poales, Poaceae. Gene Ontology annotation, biological process: protein ubiquitination. Gene Ontology annotation, molecular function: protein binding.
AUGGAAAAUCUUGAAAUUUCGACCGGUAACCAAAACCUUGGGGUGAACUACACAUUCAGUCUAAUCGACUCGGGGGGCGGCGGCGCGCAGCCAUGGUCGCCGUUCAUCCGCCGCUUCGCUCACAACUACACCUCCGUCGAUGUUAGCUAUGGAGCUGACAUGUUCAUCAAACAGAGUGCGCUCGAAUCGGUGCCGUACCUGCGGGACGACACCGUGGUGAUUGAGUGUGAGGUCAAGGUUAUCAGGUGGCCGCAGGUGCAGGAGGAGACCGUGUUGGCCGCCACACAUAUCGAGGCGCCACCGUCGGACCUGUCGAAUCACCUCAGAAAGUUGCUGGAUGGGAAGAGAGGAGCAGAUGUGACUUUUGAGGUUAAAGGCGAGGUUUUCCCUGCUCACAAGAUAAUGCUCGCCACGCGAUCGCCCGUCUUUGAUGCUCAACUCUAUGGAUCCAUGAGCGCUGCCAAUGCCACGAGUAAUAAGAACAUAAUCGUCCAAGACAUGGAGCCCCCUGUUUUCAGGGCCUUGCUUAACUUCAUCUACACGGAUUCGCUGCCCGCUAUGGAUGACCUUGAUGAUGGUGAGAACCAAGAGAUGGUUAAGCACUUGCUGGUGGCUGCCGACAGGUAUGCCAUGGACAGGAUGAAGAUGAUAUGUGAAGUUAUUCUCUGCAAGAGCCUUGACGUUGAGACCGUGGCGACGACAUUGGCGCUAGCUGAUCAGCAUCAAUGCAGCAAGCUGAAAGAUGCCUGUGUUGAAUUCAUCCUCUCUUCAAACAGAAUUAACGAUGUGGUGGCAAGCCAGGGGUAUGCACACCUCAAACGAUCUUGUCCUGCUCUCAUGUUUGAUGUCUUUGAGAGGGCUACCAAGUCUCGCAAAAUUUAA